Molecule: messenger RNA, 1035 nt
Organism: Naumovozyma dairenensis CBS 421
Lineage: Eukaryota; Fungi; Ascomycota; Saccharomycetes; Saccharomycetales; Saccharomycetaceae
Gene: GTR2
Product: Gtr2p
Exons: 2
Coding region: 1-1035 (344 amino acids)
Biological process (GO): cellular response to amino acid stimulus; cellular response to starvation; regulation of autophagy
Cellular component (GO): fungal-type vacuole membrane; nucleus; Gtr1-Gtr2 GTPase complex
Molecular function (GO): GTPase activity; GTP binding
Source: RefSeq, a predicted model, not a curated record
AUGAAUAAUACAGAAGCUCCGACAGAUCCUAAGGCCAUGAUACUUCUCAUGGGUCUAAGAAGAUGUGGUAAAUCAUCCAUUUGCAAAGUUGUAUUCCAUAACAUGCAACCAUUAGAUACAUUAUACCUGGAAUCAACAUCUAAUCCAUCCUUAGAGCAUUUUUCCACAUUAAUUGAUUUAGCAGUCAUGGAACUUCCUGGCCAACUAAAUUAUUUUGAACCAAGUUACGAUUCGGAACGAUUAUUUAAGAGUGUAGGUGCGCUUGUUUACGUCAUUGAUUCUCAAGAUGAAUAUUUAAGCGCCAUUACUAAUUUAGCAAUGAUUAUGGAAUAUGCAUACAAAGUAAAUCCGUCCAUAAAUAUAGAAGUUUUAAUUCACAAAGUCGAUGGAUUAAAUGAAGAUUUCAAAGUUGAUGCACAAAGAGAAAUAAUGCAACGAACUGGUGAAGAAUUAUUAGAAUUAGGACUGGAUGGUGUUCAAGUAUCGUUUUAUCUGACUUCUAUUUUUGACCAUUCAAUAUAUGAAGCAUUCUCAAGAAUUGUUCAGAAAUUAAUACCAGAAAUUUCAUAUUUAGAAAAUAUGUUAGAUAAUUUGAUUCAACAUUCAAAGAUUGAGAAGGCAUUUUUAUUUGACAUUAAUUCUAAGAUAUAUGUGUCUACGGAUUCAAAUCCUGUUGAUAUCCAAACGUAUGAAGUUUGCGCUGAAUUUGUGGAUGUGAGUAUUGAUUUAUUUGAUUUGUAUAAGAAUUCAAAUCAAGUUCAAAAGGGGAAUGAAAAUGGCAAUUUACAAUUAAACGACAGUAAGAAAGUAAUUAAACACCCUGAGGAAUUGAAAAAUGUAUCUCAACUGGGAAACGAUGUUAUAUUAUAUCUAAGACAGAUGAUUCGUGGACUCGCCCUAGUUUCAAUUAUUAGACCGAAUGGGACCGAUAUGGAAAGUUGUUUGACCGUUGCAGAUUACAAUGUUGAUAUUUUUAAGAAAGGGUUAGAAAAAAUAUGGGCCAGUUCUAAAAUUCCAAAGAACGAACAAAUAUGA